GAUCUGAAUGAGUUUUCAUCUCUAUGAUUCUGCAACGUAUCUUGACUCAGUCGCGAAUCUCGCGUACUUCCCACUUCUCAUCCUUUUUCAUUAAGAAAAACACCUUUUCCUUCAUGCCACCAUCUCAACGUCAAAAACUUAUUGUAACACGAACUCUACCUCAAGCAUCUCAAGCACGACUUGAUGCGGGGUUAGAAGGAGUGGACAUUGUUCAAUGGAAGGAAGACCGAGCGAUCCCUCGAGCAGAGUUCCUUAAAAUGGUGAACGGCGCUGAAGGUAUCCUCUGUCUCUUAACUGAUACAGUGGAUGCUGAAGUACUAGACGCAGCAGGACCCCAGCUUAAAGUCGUCUCCACGAUGUCUGUCGGAUAUGACCAUGUCAAUGUGUCGGAGCUUCAGUCUCGCAAGAUCGCCCUUGGUAUCACACCUGGUGUGCUAACAGAGGCGACAGCAGACACGACUGUACUUUUGGUUCUUGCUGCAACACGUCGCCUGCGUGAGGGUGUUGACGCUGUCAUUCAAGGGAAAUGGGGUGCAUGGAGCCCAACCUGGCUGCUAGGUUCCCAGCUUACUGGUAAAACAGUUGGAAUUGUGGGUCUUGGACGUAUUGGGGUUGCUGUAGCCAAACGGUUGAAGGCAUUUGGAGUGCAGAAGUUUAUUUAUCAGGGAACACGACGCAAAGAGGAAGUAGAACAAGAUAUUGGCGGCGAUAUUGAGUUUGUUGAAGCCGAAAGGCUGUUUAAAGAGUCGGAUGUGAUCUGUGUCUGCUGUGCCUUAAACAACGAGACCAAGAAUAUGUUUAGCUAUAAUGCCUUUUCGAUGAUGAAGAACAGUGUAGUAUUUGUGAACACUGCUCGUGGGGGGAUUGUUGAUCAAGAUGCGUUAAUUCAAGCUCUCAAGGAAGGAAAAGUGGGAUCUGUGGGACUAGAUGUUACUGUCCCAGAGCCCUUACCUAAGGACUCGGAGCUGCUGACUUUCCCCAACUGCAUUGUGCUUCCCCAUAUCGGGAGUGGGACACUGGAGACUCGAACAGCCAUGUCUGAGAUUGCCAUAGACAAUGUACUCUGUGGGAUGAGAGGUAAACCUCUUCCUCAUCCUUAUGAUGCCUAGAUCUAAGAUAGAUAGGACGUCUAUUAGUAAAUACGUACAUAUUAAAGUAGAUACAUGGAUCG
Lobosporangium transversale is the source of this 1171-nucleotide messenger RNA. RefSeq names its product glyoxylate reductase. The coding region runs from base 24 to 1109 and encodes 361 amino acids. The record is from RefSeq and is a predicted model, not a curated record. NCBI's taxonomy places the organism in Eukaryota, Fungi, Mortierellomycota, Mortierellomycetes, Mortierellales, Mortierellaceae. Gene Ontology annotation, molecular function: NAD binding; hydroxypyruvate reductase [NAD(P)H] activity; hydroxypyruvate reductase (NADH) activity. The transcript has 3 exons. Gene Ontology annotation, cellular component: cytosol.